AUGCGCCAGCAGAAUGAGGUGUCUGCGAUUGCGUUGAGCUGGGUGUCCCUUCCCGCUGACUUCUCGCUGGAGGGGACACUUCCUGAAACCCUGGCAGCUUCUGUCUCAUUGUCCCUCCCUCCCUGCAGGCAGCUCCUCUCCGUGCAGGCCUUCCUCCUCAGGUUGCAGGCCUCCAGCAGUUCCACGUCUCCAUCUUCUGCGGCCCCUGCCCCUGCACACCAGAGCAGCUGUGGAGGCUGCUGGGUGGGCAGGAGGCUGAGGAGAGGGGUCUCUGGACACCUGCAGGGUGGCAGUCCUACCCUUUUCCACUCUAGUCCCACUCUCCUGCCCUCCUCUCUCCGUUGGCCCGCCAGGCCUGGCCACGAGCCAGCCUCCCUCCGUGCUCCUGUCUCUUUCUGUGCUGUUUGCUCUCACUCUGUACUUCCCUCCACCCCAUGGCCUAGUGUCACAGCAAAACUCAUCAAUGGAGGCGUGGCAGGGCUUGUGGGGGUGACCUGGGUGUUCCCCAUUGACUUGGCCAAGACUCGACUGCAGAACCAGCAUGGAAAUAUACCUACAAAGGGUAAGAUAGAUUGCCUGAUGAAGACAGCGAGGACGGAGGGCUUCUUGGACAUGUACCGAGGGGCCGCUGGGAACCUAACCUUGGUCACUCUGGAGAAGGCCAUCAAGUUGGCAGCCAACGACUUCUUCCGGCAGCUGCUAAUGGAGGAUGAGUACGCCAGGAUGCAGCAGAAUGUGAAGAUGAAGAUGCUAGCCGGAUGUGGAGCUGGAAGGUGCCAGCUGCUGGUUACCUGUCCCAUGGAAGUGCUCAAGAUUCAGCUGCAGGAUGCUGGGCGUCUGGCCGUCCAUCAUCAGGGCUCAGCCUCAGCACCUUCCUCCUUCAGGUCCUACACUACUGGCUCAGCAGCCACCCACAAGCGCCCAUCUGCCACCCUCACUGUCUGGGAGCUGCUUUGUACCCAGGGCCUAGCUGGUCUCUAUAAGGGUCUGGGUGCCACUCUCCUCAGAGACAUUCCCUUCGCCAUCAUCUACUUCCCACUGUUUGCCAACCUGAACCACCUUGGCUUCGAUGAGCUUACUGGGAAGGCUUCCUCUGCUCACUCCUUUGCGCCAGGCUGUGUUGCAGGUUCUGUAGCUGCUGUCACAGUCACGCCUCUGGAGGGGUCUAGCCGGAUUGAGCCUAUUUUCCAUGGCCUGGACCCAACUGCGAAACUCUGGAUUCAGGAGGGACCCUCUGCCUUCACGAAAGGAGCAGGCUGCCGGGCCCUUGUCAUAGCUCCUCUCUUUGGGAUUGCCCAUGGUGUCUACUUCAUUGGUAUCGGGGAGAGUAUCUUAAAGUGUUCUGGAUAGACAGAGCUGGAGCUCAAGUCCCCUUACUUGCUGCCAUCUCUCCAGCUCAUUCUUUCUAGACUAGAGGGGGAAGAGCAAGAUGGCCCCCGUGUUGCAUUUUGUCCUCUAACCUGCAGAACUACCUCAGUCUCAGAAGAAACCGCCUUAUUCUAAUAAGCAAGCUGGGUAGAGCCUUGCUCUCCCUUCGUGAUACCUGCAUUCAUUUUCUUUGAGGCCACAGCUUCCAGGGAGCUGCAGAAGCCCCUAACCACCUCCUUUUCAACAACAACUGAGCAGCCCAGGGAAAGUCAGGGCAGCCAUCCUGUCCCAAAUCCUCCUUCUGAAGCACAAGCUCUUGCAGACCAAUGUCCAUGGAACAGUUUGAAAUAAAGUCAACUAGUUAAAAUCUCGUCUUGUAAGUAGUGGGAGAAGCAGACAGGCUGCAAUGAAUAGUGUCUGUCAUCUACCUUUCUGUGUCCGUUUCAGAACCAAACUACAGUCAUGCGCCACAUAACGACGUUUUGGUCAAUGACAAACAACAUAUACGACGGUGGUCCCAUAAGACUAUUACGACACAGCCUAGGUGUGUAGUAGGCUAUCCCAUCAAGGUUUGUGUUAAGUACACGCUGUGAUGUUUACACAAUGAAAUCGCCUAAUGACACACUGCUCAGAACGCAUCCCCGUUGUUAAGUGACAGCACGUAACUGGACAGUUCAACGAGCACUGGCGCAGGCCUCUGUCACUUACUCUUCAAACCGCUCCUCAUGAGUGGGGAAGAGCAGGAGGGAUACUUUACUUUAUUUUUAAGUGGGAUUUGGUUUUAAGUCUUGGUUCUAUCACUUCCUAACUGCACCAUCUUGAGGAACUGAGUCUGCAGUGACAGAGUCCUCAUGCGCCUCAAUUCCUUCCCCAUAGGCUGCAAUAGAGAAAUGACAUUACACAAGUGGAGUUAAGUCCUAAGAAAAAAAUAGGUGUUCCAGGAGCUGGUAUUCAUUAGUCCUCACCUAAUCUAAAACUUACGUUAAUGAAACAACGGUCAGCCUUACUGGCCUCAUUCUCUACCAAGAGGACUGCGUGGAGUGUAGGCUCUAGAGGCAGAGCUGGAGUUUCUGCCACGCACUAGCUGUCAGACCUCGGGCCGCUCUUACCAGACAUCUGAGGAAAAAAGAAUGAGGAGUGGGAAGAGGAGGAUCUUUGGGAAAAGGUUUAGGCCUAACACACAGUAAUCCCUAACCCCUCUCCCCUUAAAAAACCUUAGUUUCUUUUCUGUCUCUGCCAAAGCUAAUAAAACUACUUCCUCAGUGAAGCUGUCAAACCCUCUAGAGGACAGGUAAUACUGAACACUUGCAUGAGUGGAGGUUCAUAAGGGGCUGGAAGGAACAUUCCUUCUGGGUGAGAGUCUGGUAAAAACGAGCAGGAAGCACCAGAGGACACAGAAAGGGUUAAUGGCUUCAAGUACUGACAGCUGUCAACCAGCAAAUGCCA
Messenger RNA from Equus quagga, 2814 nucleotides. It is a transcript of the gene SLC25A18, whose product is annotated as solute carrier family 25 member 18. Gene Ontology annotation, molecular function: L-glutamate transmembrane transporter activity; L-aspartate transmembrane transporter activity. NCBI's taxonomy places the organism in Eukaryota, Metazoa, Chordata, Mammalia, Perissodactyla, Equidae. The record is from RefSeq and is a predicted model, not a curated record. Gene Ontology annotation, biological process: malate-aspartate shuttle; aspartate transmembrane transport; L-glutamate transmembrane transport.